This is a messenger RNA of Loa loa (African eye worm), 1375 nucleotides long. RefSeq lists its product as hypothetical. The coding region runs from base 368 to 1375 and encodes 335 amino acids. Gene Ontology annotation, biological process: microtubule anchoring. Gene Ontology annotation, molecular function: microtubule binding. Lineage: Eukaryota; Metazoa; Nematoda; Chromadorea; Rhabditida; Onchocercidae. Gene Ontology annotation, cellular component: axonemal microtubule; cytoskeleton; ciliary basal body. The transcript is spliced from 6 exons. The record is from RefSeq and is a predicted model, not a curated record.
AGCAGUUCGAAUUCAGAUCGUGAAGUUGUGGAUGUUGUAAUGUUGUUCAAUUGGAAGGAUUUGCUUGUUGAAGCUGAUUUCAGUAGACCUGCUUUUAGAAAACCAGCUUAUGAUGUUGGAAUUCGUACAUACAUUCCAAAUUCAAAUAUCUAUCAUUUCACUGUUUGUUGCACUGAGCAAAAUUUAUCACAUCGAAUAGAAAAUAUGUUUACUUUGCAAAGGAUGUAAACCACAUUGUUGUUCCAAGUAUUCAGAAUUGCAAUCAUAUUUGGUCAACAUCGGUCACUGUCAGUUAAAGUAGCGAUGCGAUGUAUAUUCAGUGAUAUUCACUCCCAAUGGUUAUCAUCAAAUUUCAGCAGAUGGAAAUAUGGAAGCGAAAGCUAUCUCAUAUCGAAUUUUCUUGGUGGUCAAGAGCGAGGGUCGUUUGGAUUGUGGUACAGUACCAGUAUCCCAUAAGGAUUAUGAUGCAAAAAAAGGAGAUCGAUAUCCUACAGCGAAACCCAUAGAUUCGAAUAUUUUGUGCGGAGAUAGUUCAUUUAUAGGUAAGACGGAGAAAAAUGCCGAUUAUAUGGGUCGAAAAGGAGAAAGAUGUGAAGUUAAGUGUCCGACAUCGUCAGAAAUUUUAAAGCAUGAUGGGAAAUUGCGAAUGAGAAGUGUUAGUCGGCAAGAUUUCAGCCCUAAAAAAGGUGAACGCUGUGAAAUUAAGAAACCAUGCGAUGCAGAUAUUUUAUUUGGUGAUGGUUCAUUCCGAGGCGAAACACAUUCGCAGGUUGAAUUCACUGCCAAAAAAGGGGACAGAUUUGAAACUGUAAAGCCUAUCAACUCAGACAUUUGGAAGGAACAGCAAAAACAAGAGGAAUCUGUCGUAGAAAUGGAGAAAAAAUGCUGCAACUCAGUGUGUAAGGAAAACUUGGAAAAAACACAUUCGGAGCGCAUCAUGCACGAUAGAGUGGAGCAUAGUAAAGCAUAUAUAGAGAAUUGGAGGACAACGUAUACGGAAACAUUUUAUGAAGGAGUAUCAGCAGAGGAUUUUCGACGCGUUAUUCAACACCAAAAUGAAGAAUUCAAAUUUCCCGGGAAUCGAAGCAUUUCUCGUGCAUCGUUCAAAAUGCCAACAAUAUCUACAAAGCAAGUUCAGAUGACAUCUACUAAAUUGCACGAAUCAUUGUUUUGGCAAAAUGGUCAAGUAAAAGUAGAAUCUCAAUAUAAUACUGAUUUCGUGCCGAAGAUGAAACCAUGUCCAGCUGGUGAACUGAUUAAAUCGAUUGCUAAGAAUCAUUCCUCAACAGAACAUUUCGAAUUCUACCGUAUCCUUGGAGGACAUCAUUUCUAUGAACCAAGAGUUGACAAUAUGCAAAAGCAAGGAAGUGAUUAA